Porites lobata is the source of this 2672-nucleotide messenger RNA. The record is from the annotation of a GenBank genome assembly. Lineage: Eukaryota; Metazoa; Cnidaria; Anthozoa; Scleractinia; Poritidae.
AUGCACUUCUCCUAUGUUUUCGUUGUGUUGUCCGUUUUGACUGGUGUUAGAGUUACAGCAGUAAUUAACACUGUUAACAAUGAUCACCAGUCGGCUGCUAUCUGUUGUGACAAGCCCUCUGUGGUUUGCAACUGUAACAUUAACACGGAUCAGUCCAGUUCAAACGUGAGUGAAGCCAUCGAGGCAUUAGAAAGGAAAGUGGAUCACCUUAUUUCACUAGUCAGUAACAGCUCUACUUCCAGCCCUGAACCUACAAACCCACCAGGUAAGCCCCAUUAAUCUUGCCUGCUCUUUUGAGCUUCGUAACUCAAAAUGUGAUCCUCAACAUGUUCCUAAGAAAGGGUGGAUUUGCAUAAGGCCGAUUUGGCUUUCUGGAUAAUUGCGAGAGAUAUGCACCUGUUGUUUAUCUCACUUGACUGACCACAGCAAAACCAGAUUCCUUCCUUAACGCGCCUAUUUUUGGAAGAACGGUAUAUGGGCCUCAGUCUUUUUAGCCGUUCAUCAUACGCAACAUUAUGCAAUCUAGAGUCUCAGGACCUUGUUUGUUCAAAUAUCUAACGUAGCAUCGCGAUUUUUUUUUUUUUUUAACGGAAGCUAAAAAGGUUAUUUCCCUGCAAAUCAUUACAGUUUUUUUUUUUAAGAAUUAUGGUCUUAUUCAUUUGAAAUAGUCAAUACACAACGUGCUAUAAGCCUUAAAUUUUUUUCAGUGGCUAUUAUGUUUAUUAAUUAGCCCCGUUUUCUCUUUACAGAUUACAUUAAUCCAUUCACUUAAUGAUCAUAUAUUUCACUUACAUUCUUUUUGUUAUUGUUGUUCAAUCUUUAAUUCACGUCUCCGUUCUGUUGCGCUGAAAGCCUGGUCGUUUUGUCUUUUUCAGGAAUUCCCGUUGCUUCAUGCAAAGAACAGUAUGACAAUGAUCCGUAAGUUAUAAAAGUGGAAACCUAGUUAGUUUGAUCGAAACAACUAUAUACAAAGAAUUAGUGUUUAAAAAUGUUUGAUAUGAUCACAUAAAAAUAAUAAUAAUUAAAAAAUAAAGAACACAUAGACACGACUGCAAAUCAUCUGAUUAUAAAAAUCCAGUUAAUUAACGGUAAUUUCAAAUGCAAAGGCCAUACGAAAUUUUUGAAGUAAUUGAACAGACAUCUUCGGUAACAUUUUGUUGCUUGAGCCCCAAAUCAACACUAAGAGAAGGAAAGUCGCAAACCAGCUAAACAAAUUUUUGAUUAACUCAUCGUUAAUGCAAAUUCGAUUCAGUGGUAUUGGCGUUCUGUUGAUUAACAGAAGUACCCUUUUUGAUAGCGUUUAUCACAGAACUACUUUAUAGACUCAAAUAAUUAAAUUACAUCACUAUGGCCAAAUGAUAAAGUUAAGUUCAGCUAGUGUGGGAUAAAAAAUAUUAAAAUUUUUAUUUUACGUUGAAGACUUACAGUACAGCUGAACAAAUAACUCUGACGAAAUAUCGACGAUCGAUACCCAGAUUAUAAAACAAAACAAAAUCUACGUGUUGUUUGUUCUAAUUUCUGACUUCAGUAGUGGGUACAAUACUUAUAACAAUUUUUAAAGAUCGUGUCCCGCUUAACUCUGUACCCUUUUUCAGUAACCUAUCAGGCGAGUCUUCAUUGCGUACCUUGUCGGAAAUACGUCAUACGCUUUGGACUGCACUUGCAGUCUUUAAUCAUAAUUUAUGUUCCUUCUCGUCCUUAGGAGCUCAAUCAGUCAGGUAUACAAUAUCAACUUUGGCUUACAAGAAGUUCCUGUGUUCUGUCACAUGGGAGAUUUUGGAUGCGGCGAUGGAGGUUGGACUCUAGCAGUGAAAAUAAACGGAUCCAAGGUAUGCUACAGAUCAGUGAUAUAUUCCAGUUGGUAGCAAACAUAACAAUGCCGGAUCCACGGAGAAGUCUGGGUGUGUCUUUCCUCCGAAUCUUCCAUCAAGCCCCCAGGGCUUAUUUAUUUCCAGCGCCUUUGAGGGGUAGGGGGUAGCCAAAAUUGGCCUAAAUGUGUCUCGCAAAAAAGCUGGGAAAGACAUUGAAGAAAAUAUCUUCUGAUUCAAAAUCGUGUAAAAAAUGAAAGUCGUCACAAUCAGUGGCAUCCACCUUCCUCUUCCUUCGCCUGAGUGAUAAUAAACGAUUUCUUUGGCAUUAAUUUUCAGAGGACAUUCCACUAUGAUUCUUUUCUGUGGAGCGACACGAACACAUACAACGUUGCAGGGGGAAAAACUGGCUUUGACAUGAAAGAGACCAAGUUGCCUUCCUAUUGGGCCACACCCUUCACAAGGGUCUGUCUCGGCAUGAGAAUUGGCCAGCAGGUAAAGUUCGUUCCGGUUGACAUGAAAGCCAGCUCUCUGCACUCUCUGAUCGCGGGUGGUGUCUUCCAGGCGACCUCUUUGGGUCGUGACAAGUGGAAAUCGCUGAUUGGCUCAUAUGCCUCCUUGCAGACUGGCUGCAAUCGAGAAGGCUUCAAUGCAGUAGCCAGUCAAAGCGAUUCGGCCAAAGCAAGAAUUGGUAUUCUUGGAAAUGACCAGGGAGAUUGCGUUACUUGUGAUUCUAGGAUUGGGUUUGGCACAGGAGGUCACACUGAUGAUUCCAACACUUGCGGGGACAACACUCCAAACGGAUUCACGUCUGAUAACGGAGGAAGAAACAUUAAAGCCAUGGGAUAUAUAUUAGUUCAGUAG